UCACCAUAGCAACCAAUGAAGGCACGGCAGAGAAUGAACACAUUCAGAGCCGAUCAGCGGCAGAUAACGGACCUGAGGAAGGAAUCGGAACCGUGUGCCGAGUGAACACAGCCCGGGAUCUCCUGCCUGCAGGCCUGGCCAGUCCUCUCUCAGCGCAGCCCAGCCCCUGAGGAUAUUUUUAGACAUGAUAUUCGCCAUCAAGUGAAAGGCCAGCAGACUCCAGACAGCAGAAAAUGGAGACUGGCGCGGCUGUUAUAAUGUGGACCACCCUGCUGCUCACCACCACAUCUGAGCUGAAAGGUGAGUCCACUGCCUCCUCCCCAGCACUGACGCCUGGUUUGACCCCAAAUGAGGUCAUCUCCGUUGCCCUUCAUGUGACCCCAGGGAGUAACGUCAUGGAGCCCCAGCCUGAUUCCACCCACAUGAGCGUGUUUCCCCCUCACAAUGAGACUUCACGCACUGCAGCCACGGCCUUCUCUCCUCCAUCAGAACCCAGCAUGCACACUGCGGUCAUGACGGUCAGCUCACCUCCUCCAGCCAACACUCAAACACCUGCGCCAGGACGCAGCACAGAGACAGCACAAGCUUCCUCAGAUACCAGUCCAGCUCUCACCUCGUUGAGGAGCACCACCAUCACUCCAGGAUCCAUGAUGACUUUAACUGCCUCUACUGCAGCAUUUACCAGUCUUGGUGAAGAGCAUCAAACGUCUCAUCAGUCCACCAUCAGCGCCUCUGAGACGAUUCCGAUGGAUUCUUCAGUUCCUUCUUCCAGUCCCGCUUCCACUUGGACUGCCCUGUUGGACAAAACCCAGCCCACUGGACCUGUUCCUGUGGAGAACCCGCACCAGGAUGGACCGUCUGAACUAGAUGUUGGAGAUGAAGACUCAGAUUCAGCCAAAGUGCCUCACGCCUCUCCGUGGGACCCCCUGCUCGCUGCGCUGGUCUCCAUCUUCGUCGUCAGCACUGCUUUGGUCUCCGUGAUGCUCUUCCUCAGGUUUCGCCAGCAAAGUGAGCAUCCAGAGUUCCACCGGCUGCAGGACCUGCCCAUGGAUGACCUCCUGGAGGACACUCCAUUGUCGAGCUACUCGUAUUAAGAUGGAACUCAGGGCCACUGUUUUAACUGAAGACCCUCAGGCUUCUGAAACUACUGCCAAUGGUCCUAAGAACCAAACCGGGCAGUGCCCAAAACGGGCAGAAUUGUUUGGUGGAUUUCCCGAGAGGCUUUCGAUUUAAAAAGUAGGUCCUACAUUUGUGAGCCAUAUGAUGUUGUUUUGUGAUCAAAUCCCAUAUAAUACACAGUUUCCAGAGGUUCAUUUAUGA
Messenger RNA from Pygocentrus nattereri (red-bellied piranha), 1320 nucleotides. Its product is annotated as mucin-1. Lineage: Eukaryota; Metazoa; Chordata; Actinopteri; Characiformes; Serrasalmidae. The transcript is spliced from 5 exons. The coding region runs from base 234 to 1094 and encodes 286 amino acids. The record is from RefSeq and is a predicted model, not a curated record.